Molecule: messenger RNA, 4873 nt
Organism: Octodon degus (degu)
Lineage: Eukaryota; Metazoa; Chordata; Mammalia; Rodentia; Octodontidae
Gene: Samd9
Product: sterile alpha motif domain containing 9
Exons: 2
Coding region: 75-4778 (1567 amino acids)
Cellular component (GO): cytoplasm
Molecular function (GO): protein binding
Source: RefSeq, a predicted model, not a curated record
AGAAACAACUCUUAAUAUACUCCCUGGAAGCAGCCCAACAUAUACUUUGUUAAAAAAAAAAACAAGGUAUCACAAUGGCAGGGCAACUAAAACUUCCAGAAAACACAGAAGACUGGACAAAAGAAGAUGUAAAUAGAUGGUUAGAGAGUCAUAAGAUUGACAAAAAACACAGGGACAUUUUAGUUGAGCAAGAUGUGAGUGGAGCAACCUUGAGAUGGUUAAAUAAAAGCCAUCUUGUUGAGAUGGGCAUAACACAAGGCCCUGCUAUCCAAAUAGUGGGUCUAUUCAAAGAAUUACAGGAAAAAUCUUCUGAAAAUCCUAUUGAGACAUCCAGCAUGGAGAAAAGCAGUAAAAAUGUUCCUAAAAAGCAAAAGGAAAACAGAAAGAAUUCAAAACAAAGACAGAUGGACAAAGAGAUCUCAGAUAUAGCAAAAAAGUCUGAAUCACCAAACAAUGAGCUCAUGGAUAAUCAACCAGAUGAUGUGAGACAACCAACAUGUACCCCCUAUCCUUUUAAUACAUUCAGCGAUCCAUAUCGUUAUAAAUUACAUUUCAUUCUGCAGCCCGAAACAGGACCGCAAAAUCUUAUUGAUCCAGCACAUGAGUUCAAAGCCCUGACAAAUACAGAAACAGGCACAGAGGAGGAUACUAAGAUGAAAUUCAGCAAUGAGACUUUCCGUUUUGCUUCAGCAUGUAUGAAUUCACGUACCAAUGGCACUAUUCAUUUUGGAGUUAAAGACAAACCCCAUGGAGAAAUUGUUGGCGUGAAAGUCACCAGUGUUACCAAAGAAGCCUUAAUCAACCACUUCAACUGCAUGAUCCAUGAGUACUUUGAAGCACAUCAGGUCCAACAAGCAAAGAAAUGCAUCCGAGAGCCAAGGUUUGUAGAAGUUUUGUUGCCAAAUAGUGCUGUAUCUGACAGAUUCGUUGUUGAGGUGGAUGUUGUUCCCCAAUACUCUGAAUGUAAAUAUGACUAUUUCCAAGUCAAAAUGCAAAACUACAGCAACAAAACAUGGCAACAAAGUUCAAAAUUCUCACUCUUUGUGCGAGAUGGGCCCAACACUAAGAACAUCAUAAAAAAUCAAGUUGAGUUUAAAACUUUCCAAUUAGAUUUAAAAGCAGUGGCCACAGCUAGGAAAGAAGCAGAAGAAAAAUGCAAACAAAAAGCAAAGAAAAACAAUAGUGAGGGAUCAAAGCUGGUUACCCUGUUGACAGGAAAUCAAGAUUUAUUAGAUAAUUCAUACUAUGACUGGUACAUUCUUGUGACAAACAAAUGCCAUCCAGAUCAAACAAUACACUUAGAUUUCCUGAAGGAAAUCAAAUGGUUUGCUGUACUAGAGUUUGAUUCUGAAUCGAAAACAAAAGGAGUUCUCAAAGCUUUCAAAGAAAGCCGAGCAGCAAGCCUACACUCUCCAAGUCAAUUUGUAGAAGAGAAAACCACAACAAAUGAGAAGAUUUCUAGUCUGAAUCUUUACCAGAAACCCAGCUGGAUUUUCUGCAAUGGCAGGUCAGACCUUGAAAGUGAAAAAUAUGAACCCUUAGAUCCAGUUUCCUGGCAGAAAGAAAGAGCUUCUGAAGUCAGGAAACUAAUUUCAUUUCUUACACAUGAAGACAUAAUGCCAAGAGGGAAGUUUUUGGUGGUAUUUUUAUUGCUGUCCUCUGUGGAUGAUCCCAGGGACCCUCUCAUUGAGACUUUCUGCGCCUUCUACCAAGAUCUCAAAGGGAUGGAAAAUAUGUUGUGUAUUUGUGUACAAUCGAACAUAUGUCAGGGAUGGAGAGACUUACUUGAGGCACGAUUAACAAAUAAACAAGAUGAACUAUCAGAAAAGUGUAUUUCUGCUUUAAAUCUUGAACAGAUAAAUGGAACUAUCCUUAAGCUAAAAUCUGUAACUCAGUCUUCAGAGAGACUUUUGCCAUCUAUUUCUUCGUCUACUGUCCUUCUGAAAAAGGAAGAAGAUAUGACUGCUCUGGAAAUUCUCUGUGUGAAUGAAUGUGAAGGUACACUAUUACACAAAGACAAAAAUAAAUUACUGGAGUUCAAGGCAUCAAAAGAGGAAGACUUCUAUCGAGGUGGCAAAGUAUCAUGGUGGAACUUCUACUUUUCUGAAUACUAUUCUUCACCUUUUGUCAAAAGAGACAAAUAUGAGAAACUGGAGGAAAUGAUUCAAAGCUCUGCAGAAUCAUCUAAACCAACAUGUGCCAAAAUUAUUCAUUUGUAUCAUCAUCCAGGCUGUGGGGGGACCACGCUGGCCAUGCACAUUCUCUGGGAACUAAGGAAGAAAUUCAGAUGUGCUGUACUGAAAAACAAGACGUUGGAUUUUUUUGAAAUCGGAGAGCAGGUGGUUGAUUUAAUCACUUAUGGGGCAACAACAAACCACCAAGAAUACUUACCUGUACUGCUCCUUGUUGACGAUUUUGAAGAACAAGAUAAUGUCUACCUUCUGCAGAGUGCCAUCCAUAAGGCUGUAGCUCAAAAAUACAUUCGAUACGAAAAACCUCUAGUGAUCAUCCUAAAUUGCACAAGAUCACAAAAUCCUGAAAAAAGUGCAAAGAUCCCAGAUAGUAUUGCCCUAAAACAAAAAUUGUCUCUCAAAGAACAGACAGCUUUUGAGCUUAAAUUGAAAGAAAUUAAAACACAGCAUAAAAACUUUGAAGAUUUUUAUUCCUUUAUGAUCAUGAAAACAAAUUUUAACAAAGAGUACAUUGAAAAGGUGGUCAGGAACAUUCUGAAAGGGCAGAAUAAGUCCACCAAGGAAGCAAAGCUCUUUUCUUUUCUGGCUCUUCUUAAUUCCUAUGUGCCUGGUACCACCAUUUCCCUGUCACAGUGUGAGAAGUACUUAGGAAUUGCAAACAAGAAAGCCUUCUGGGGAACAGAAAAGCUUGAAGACAAGAUGGGCACCUACUCCACAAUUCUAAUAAAAACAGAGGUGGUAGAAUGUGGAACCUACUGUGGAGUGCGCAUCACUCACCCUCUGAUUGCAAUGCUCUCUCUGGAAGAACUGAAAAAAAGCUAUGACUUAGACAAAAGUCAAAUUAUGCUGGAUAUGCUAAUGGAAAAUUUGUUCUAUGAUACUGGCUUAGGAAGAAGCAAAUUUUUCCAAGAUAUGGAGACACUACUGCUCACAAGACAGCGGAAUGAACAUGAAGGUGAAACAGGAACCUGGUUUUCCCCACUCAUUGAAGCACUACAUAAAGAUGAAGGAAAUGAGGCAGUUAAAGAUGUGUUAUGCCAAGGUAUUGAGAGGUUCAAACCAAAUGCAUUCAUUUGCCAAGCCUUGGCAAGACAUUUCUACAUUAGAGAGAAAGACUUUAGCAAUGCACUUUGUUGGGCAAAAGAAGCAAAAAAGAUAGAACCUGACAAUUCUUAUAUCUCAGACACACUAGGUCAAGUAUACAAAAGUAAAAUACGAUGGUGGAUAGAAGAUACUGAAAGAAGCAGGGGCAUUUCAGUUGAUGACUUAACCAAUCUUUUGGAUUUAGCAGAGCAUGCCUCAGAUGCAUUCAAAGAAUGUCAACGACAAAGUGAAGAUAGACAGUAUGAAGUGAAGGAAAGAAUGGGUCAGAAGUCCAAAAGAAAGUAUGACACUUACAACAUAUCUGGCUACCAAGGGGAGAUAGAAGUGGGGCUCUACGCAAUCCAGAUUCUCCAGAUGAUUCCUUUUUUUGAUAAACAAAACGAACUAUCUAGAAGAGCUAUGAUCAACUUUAUAUCAGGAAGUAGUGAUAUUCCAGGCGAUAUAAAUGAAUUUAAGACGGCCCUCAUGAAUUUUAUUCCUUAUCUUACUACUUUGCAAUCUUCUUUAAAAAACUGCUUUGAUUUUUUUGAUGAUUAUUUUGUCCUUCUAAAACCCAGGAACAACAUUAAGCAAAAUGAAGAGGCCAAAACUCGAAAAAAGGUUGCUGCAUAUUUUAAAAAAUAUAUAGAUAUAUUUGGUCUCUCAGAAGAAUCACAAAACAGAGAUCCUUACUCAAAGCUCAGUUUGUCACUUCAAGUAGAAAGGAAUCGGAAAAGCCUAGAAGCUUUAAAAGCAGACAAGUUUUCUGGGCUUUUAGAAUAUCUCAUCAAAAGUCAAGAAAAUGUGGCAAGCGACAUGGAAAACAUAGUGAACACAUACAUUUUUCUCUUUGAACAAAGCUUUGUUAGAAUGCAGCUAAGGGAAAAGGAAAAUUUCAUCUUGGCCAAUAUCAUUCUCUCAUGUAUUAAGCCUACCUCCAAAUUAGUGAAGCCAAUUAAAAAACUGAAAGAACAGCUUCGAGACAUCUUACAACAAGUAGGACUGAACUACAGAUUUUCAGAACCUUAUUUCCUAGCUUCACUCUUAUUCUGGCCAGAAAACCAACAACUAGAUCAAGAUUCUAAACAAAUGGAAAAAUAUGCUCAAUCACUGGAAAAGGCUUUCAAGGGGCAAUAUAAACACAUGCAUCGAACAAAGCAACCAAUUGCAUAUUUCUUUCUUGGAAAAGGUACCAAUAUGAACAGACUUGUCCACAAAGGAAAAAUUGAUCAAUGCUUUGGAAAGAUGCCUGAUAUUAACUCCGUGUGGCAAAGUGAAGAAGUAUGGAAGGAGAAAAAUGUCCAAGAACUUUUGCUUCGCUUACAGGGGCGAGCUGAAAACAAUAAUUUAUUCAUAGAGUAUGGAAUCACUGAAAAAAUCGUAAUUCCCAUCACACCUGCUUUCUUAGGCCAACUUAGAAGUGGCAGAAGCAUAGAAAAGGUGUCUUUUUAUCUGGGAUUUUCCAUUGGAGGUCCUCUUGCUUAUGACAUUGAAAUUGUGUAAGAGCCUGGUCUUCCUCCAGGACUGUGCUUUCAGUACCACUUGCUUUUGCUUUUCUUUUUGUGUUUAAAUCAAAAACACACAUUUUAAAAUGAAAA